Emiliania huxleyi CCMP1516 is the source of this 726-nucleotide messenger RNA. RefSeq lists its product as hypothetical. Bases 1 to 726 code for a protein of 241 amino acids. NCBI's taxonomy places the organism in Eukaryota, Haptophyta, Isochrysidales, Noelaerhabdaceae. The record is from RefSeq and is a predicted model, not a curated record. The transcript has a single exon.
AUGACCGAGCUCGCGCGAGCGUUGCAGGGCGCCCAGGACGGGUGGAUCCUUGAGGACGCCGAGUGGAUCGCGGCCGCGGGCGGUGUGCACGAGCUGGAGCUUGCGCUCAAGGCAAGUGAGGAUGGGCGUGUGGUCGACGUGUACCUCAGAUGUCGCAAGGACCUUAGGGAGUUGCCAGCGUCGCUGGGAAGGCUCACGGCGCUCCGGUCGCUCAAGCUGAGUGGCUGCUUCUCACUGACGGCCCUGCCCGACCUCUCCACUCUCGUCUCGCUGCAGGAGCUCGUGGUUGGGGGCGCGUCCAACUCGCUGACAGCCCUCCCCGACCUCAGCGCCCUGGCCUCGCUGCGGAGGCUCGAGUUGGCCAACCUCCCCGCGCUGACGGCCCUGCCCAAUCGCUCUUCUCCCUCCACGUUGCAGACGCUCAGCAUCGACUUGUGCAGCAGCCUGACGGCCGUCCCGGACUUCUCAACCCUGACCUCCCUGCAGGGGCUCUGCGUGCAACGCUGCUCCUGGCAGACAAUGCCCGGUCUCGUCCUUCUCACCUCGCUACAGUGCCUCUGCGUGAUCAACUCUGACCUCACGGAGCUGCCCGACCUCUCCGCUCUCACCUCGCUGCAGGAGCUCGACGUCAGCCACUGCGCCCUGAAGGCCCUGCCCAAACUGCCUGCCGGCGUCAAGGUCAGGCACACGCUCGACGGCUUCGAUCCGUACGCGUGGGGCGAGUGA